AUGAUGAAGGAGGGAAAAGAUGAUGAAGCCAUUAACCUGUUGGAUCUGACGUGGCAACUGCAGCCCUCUGAAGGCCCUGUGUUGAACAACGGUCUGAGUACUGCAGGUCUAGCUGUCAACAGUGAUGUGGCCACACUGCCCUCUGGAGGCAAAGCUCCAUGGCAAGGUCCUAACAGCAGUAUAGACAGUGGGGAUGUGGAGGUGGGGAGGAGGGUGAGUCAGGAGAUUCCUCCUGGGAUGUUCUGGAGGUCUCUGCUUCACCUGGCCCAGCCGCAGUUCCUCAAGUUCAACAUCUCCCUGGGGAAAGAUGCUCUGUUCGGGGUCUACAUCCGCAAGGGCCUGCCCCCCUCACACGCACAGUAUGACUACAUGGAGCGCUUGGACGGUAAAGAGAAGUGGAGUGUUGUCGAGUCUCCUCGAGAACGCCGCAGCAUCCAGACUGUGGUUCUAAACGAAGCCGUGUUUGUUCAGUACCUGGACCUGGGAGCAUGGCAUCUAGCCUUCUACAAUGAUGGACGAGAAAGAGAGACCGUCUCCUUCAACACUGCUGUAAUGGACUCGGUACAGGAGUGUCCCCGUAAUUGUCAUGGCAACGGAGAGUGUGUGUCUGGUGUGUGUCACUGCUUCCCUGGGUUCCAUGGCAUGGACUGCUCCAAAGAGGCCUGUCCAGUGCUGUGUAGUGGUAAUGGUCAGUAUGAUAAGGGAUCCUGUAUCUGCUACAGUGGAUGGAAGGGAGCAGAGUGUGCCGUCCCCACCACCCACUGCAUUGACCCUCUCUGUAGUGGACAUGGGUCCUGCACUGACGGGACCUGUGUCUGCUCCCUGGGGUACAAGGGAGACAACUGUGCCAAAGUGGACUGCCUGGACCCGACCUGUUCUAAUAACGGUAUCUGUGUGAAUGGGGAGUGCCACUGUAAACCCGGCUGGGGCGGCCCACACUGUGAGCUGCAGCGGGCACUGUGCCCAGACCAAUGCCAUGGCCACGGUGCAUUCAUACCAGACACUGGUCUCUGUAGCUGUGACCCUAACUGGAUGGGACCAGACUGCUCAGUAGGUCAGUAG
Molecule: messenger RNA, 1062 nt
Organism: Oncorhynchus tshawytscha (Chinook salmon)
Lineage: Eukaryota; Metazoa; Chordata; Actinopteri; Salmoniformes; Salmonidae
Product: teneurin-2-like
Exons: 7
Coding region: 1-1062 (353 amino acids)
Biological process (GO): heterophilic cell-cell adhesion; neuron development
Cellular component (GO): neuron projection
Molecular function (GO): protein heterodimerization activity; protein homodimerization activity; cell adhesion molecule binding
Source: RefSeq, a predicted model, not a curated record